Molecule: messenger RNA, 1546 nt
Organism: Hydractinia symbiolongicarpus
Lineage: Eukaryota; Metazoa; Cnidaria; Hydrozoa; Anthoathecata; Hydractiniidae
Product: alpha- and gamma-adaptin-binding protein p34-like
Exons: 8
Coding region: 76-855 (259 amino acids)
Source: RefSeq, a predicted model, not a curated record
UUUUAGAUCUUGUUUUAAAAAAUUAAAAACGAAGAACGUUGAUAGAAAAGAUAAAAAUAUUUCCAUGAAAGAAAAAUGACAGAAAUGUAUGACGAUGUGCAGUGCUUGGUGGUGUGUUCAAAAAAUCUGGUAGCCAUAGACGAGCUUAUUAAAGCUGCUUCUAAUAAUGAUGUUCAAACUUCUGAAGCUCUCCAAAAAGAACCUUUGUCAACAAAGUGGAUAAUCACAAACAAAUAUUUUACAGCAGAUGUCAAAACAUUUAUAUGCACAAUUGAACAAUUUUUGAAACACGAUGCAAAGGCUUUCAAGUCAUUGGAGGCCCUGGUUGUUGUUUUUGAGUUAUUAGAUAAUAGCACUUUUCUUCAAGUACAGCACCUCGUAUCCAAUAUUUCCCUGGAAAACGUUGAAGUUCGUCUUUUGUUGAACAUUGAGGAAGAAAAAAGUUCUGAAAAACUAAAAGAUGAAUUAUUCUCAUGGACGAUAAAAAAUAAUUUUGAACUUGUCGAGAAAGUUUCCGAUGAUGUUGAACAAGAUGAUGGGUUUGAAGAAAAGUUUGGUGUUGAUCGAAUUCUUGAAGCUUUAAAUUCACAUGUCUGGAGUAACCAUGUCAGAAAAGAUGAACAACUGCUGACCGCUUGUACUGCUGCUGGGUAUGAGAAAGAGGAAAAAACAGUGCAAAUUUUUAACGAAGCAUCAUCGUUUGAAAAAAUGUUCGAGAAAUUUGAAGAAAUGAAAGAAAAAGCAAGAAGUUUGGAAGGAGAGGCACGUAAGGAAUACGCAGAACAAGUGACAUUAGCAUUUAUGGAAGCACUUGGUAUAUCUGACGAUGAAGAAGAUGAAGCAAAACCAAUAUAACGAAGUUGAAUUCUCUGUUAUUUCAAAAAAAUCUCCUCCAUAGAAAGACAACUACUGGAAAGAGCUGGUUCGGUAUUUUUUGCAUUAAAAAAAAUAAUAAUUGUUUUUGAAAAUAUUCCUAUGGAAAGACAUUUGGUUGGGUGGUUUAUGCGUAAGACGAAGACAUGUCCAUGUGACCUUACGUGACUGGUGUGCCAAGGGUAUGAAGUAUUCGGUAAACUCGCGAACAUUCUGUAAAUAUACUAUUUAUACAAUUUUGUUUUGUUUAAAAUCUUUUUUAUUGCAAAAUUCCUGAAUCACUGCUUCACUACUCACUCUGUCUGAGUAGAUUUUUUGCAAUCAUUUUACCAAAUUUUUGUUUGUUUCAGCAACAAUUUUCGUUCACUAAAUCCCUGUCCCCCAAUACGAGAAUUUGUAGAAUUUUAAUUCUCCUACCAACUGGUGAAGAAAAAGUGAUUCCUUUCUGUACUAAUUUUCGCGCAUCCCCGCAAAAAAUCGUAAAUACGCGAAUUUAAAACGUGAAAAUUGAUUAAAAUUAAUAAAAAUAAGUAAAAUUGAUACGCGUAAAAUAUAUUUUUUUUCAAGAACCAAAACGGAUUGCAGAAAGGUGUUGAAAACGCUUCUAUAUUUUGUCUAAAACCCUGUAUUUUACUACUUGUCUUGAAAAUUAGUACGAAUCAGGUGAUCCUAA